Molecule: messenger RNA, 681 nt
Organism: Phytophthora nicotianae INRA-310
Lineage: Eukaryota; Oomycota; Peronosporomycetes; Peronosporales; Peronosporaceae
Exons: 5
Coding region: 1-681 (226 amino acids)
Biological process (GO): nucleosome assembly
Cellular component (GO): chromatin; nucleus
Molecular function (GO): histone binding; chromatin binding
Source: RefSeq, a predicted model, not a curated record
AUGACCGGCCCUCCGUCCCCCAAGCGCCAGCGCACCGAUGACAACAAGCCUGACGAGAAGGUGCAGAAGGUUCUCGAGUCCGUUAAGCAGGUGGAGGAGGAGCUCGAGAAGGUGAACGUGGAGCAAGCCAAGGAAAUCCUCGUCAUCGAAACCAAGUACAAUGCCAAGAAGCGCCCCACGUACGUCAAGCGCAACAAGCUGCUGGCCGAGAUCCCGCACUUCUGGAAGCAAGUGUUUGUGAACCACCCGCUUGUCGGCAACUACCUCACUGAGGAGGACGAGAUGCUCAUGGACUUCUUGCAGACAUUUGACAUCACGUUCGUGGGCGACGACGGAAGUUUCAAGAUGGAGUUGACCUUCCAGGAGAACGAUUAUUUCUCGCCUACGACCGUGUGGAAGCAGGUCAAGUUCUCGGAGGACGGCGAAGAGGUGGAGGUCACUGCCUCGGAGCUCACCUGGAAGGACAAGGCCGAGAUGACGGAGGAGUCGGAGAAGUUCCCAUUCUUUCAGUGGUUCGUCUCGACGGACGGUGACCAGGACGUUGCCGAGAUCAUUAAGGAAGAGAUCUGGAAGAACCCCGUACCGUUUUACAUGAUGGACGAGGACGAGGAGGAAAGUGAGGGUGAGGAAGAAGAAGGCGAGGGUGAGGAGGAGGAGGCUGAGGGUGACGACAAGGAAUAA